AUGACGGGAAAGACCUAUGACUUCAUUGUUGUUGGUGGUGGUUUGGCAGGAAGUGUGGUUUCCAGCCGCCUGGCAGAAUCACAUCCAGAGCAACGAAUCCUGCUCAUCGAAGCUGGAUCUGAUAGAGAAAAGAACAAGAACUGGAAUCUCAAGGACGCCGCUACUGCCCCCUUACUCGUCGGAACAGAAUAUGAUUGGCAAGAUGCUACUGUUCCACAACUCGCACUGAGGAGUCGUGUUAUUUCCAGCUCUUCUGGCAAAGCUCUCGGGGGAGGAACCGUCAUAAACAGAGGAGGCUGGAUGAGAGGACAUAAACCCGACUUUGACGAUUGGGCGGAGCUAGUCAGGGACCACAGGUGGAGUUAUGACGGCCAACUACCCUACUUCAAACGGGUCGAAAAUGUGGUAGACCCAUGUACUGAUCAAGCCCAACAUGGAGUCCGAGGGCCGAUAACAGUGACUUCUGUCUCCACGACUGGAAGACAAUACCCGCUGCGCAAUGCGGUGCUGAAGGCCUGGAAGGAACUCGACAUUCAACAUAAACCGGAUGGAAAUAGUGGUGAUCCACUAGGCGUUGUUGAGUAUCACGAGAACCGCGCAAAUGGUGAUCGUCAAAUUGCGAGCUCAUGUUACUCUCUAAACGGCGUCACUGUCCUUACAAACAGUCUAGUUGCCAGAGUCAUCCUUGAGGGAACGGACGCGGGCUGUUCUUACCCUGUCCGAGCAGUUGGCGUGCGAUUGGCAGAUGGCACCGAAUACAAGGCGACAAGGGAGAUCAUUCUGUCUGCCGGUGCGUACAGAAGUCCUCAACUCCUGAUGCUUUCUGGCAUCGGCUGCAAGACCAAUCUCGCAUCUCAUGGCAUCCCUGCAAUCAUCGACUUGCCCGAAGUUGGGAAACAUCUCAAAGAUCACCCAAUGUACUCUACGUACUGGAAAUUAAGAAACCCGGAGGAACAGGGAGGACUAGUCCUUGGUUCUAAGAACCCUCUGUUUACACAGCCGCAGUUCACUACUGGAAACCCCGUCGACUGGAUCACCACGACGUCGUUGCCACUAGAAGGAUUGCGCAAGGCCGUAGAAAAGGACGAAGGCAUCGUCGAUCCGAUAUCCUCUGCCGGUUCACAACACCCACUUCUAAGGACCGAUCGAGCAUUCGUCGAAUUGUUCGUCGUCUACGCUGCCAGUAAUCCAACCGACCCUGUCAUUCCGUUCGACGGAUCUCACAUCACGGCGUCAAUAGUUGGACUGCAACCGACAUCCGAAGGCACUGUGAAACUAGCUUCAGCCAACCCUCACCAUGGCCCGUUGAUCGAUCCGCAAUACUACACGACCGAAGUUGACCGCUACGCAAUCCGCGACGCUGUACGAAGGAUCACGAAACUCUUCACCCAGACGUCGUGGAGCGAGACUAUCAUCGCCGGAGAAACCCCAUCUUAUCAAUUCCCACCCCUUCAUCACGGAAUCACCGACGACGAGAUCGAUGCUCGCAUUGCCAACUCCGCUGCCUCAUGCUACCAUUCCACAGGCACAACCAGCAUGGGUCUCGUCGUUGACGGCAAUUUGGUUGUCAAGGGCACAGAGAACCUCCGUGUCGUCGAUGCCGGUGUCAUCCCCACGACGAUUGCCGCGCACAUCCAGCACGCUGUGUAUGCAUUGGCGGAACAGGCGGCCGAUAUCAUUGCAAGCAGUAUAUAG
Exophiala bonariae is the source of this 1695-nucleotide messenger RNA. RefSeq lists its product as uncharacterized. Gene Ontology annotation, molecular function: oxidoreductase activity, acting on CH-OH group of donors; flavin adenine dinucleotide binding. The transcript is spliced from 3 exons. NCBI's taxonomy places the organism in Eukaryota, Fungi, Ascomycota, Eurotiomycetes, Chaetothyriales, Herpotrichiellaceae. The record is from RefSeq and is a predicted model, not a curated record. Bases 1 to 1695 code for a protein of 564 amino acids.